UCCCUGUGGAGGACCGGGCCACGUCCCUGCCAGUUCGCUUCACUCCUCGAGGCGCAGUGGUUCUGGCUAACGGCGAGCUCGACGAACAUCUAGCAAGAUUAACACCACCAAGAAUCAAUAGUUUCGCGUUAUGACUCACCAUUACCUGCUAUUUACUGUUCUGGCCACGUGGUGCCUAUCUCACGCCAACUGCGGCUUCCCAAACGUAAACCCAACGCUGGGCGAGCCAUGGCCGAAGCCGCAGCAGCAGGUUUGGGACCCAGCCCUUUUCCGCGUGGACAUCGAUGUCGUGCCCUUCAACAUCACCGGCGAGACCUGCGCUGACCUGGAGGACGCCGUGUCCCGCUACACGAACAUCAUCGCCAGCUUCAUCGCCGAGUUCCGCGGCGUGACAGCAAGCAGACUCUACGCGUCUGGAGCCUCACACGUAGGGGACGACCCGCCCCUCCUACUGGAGCAGAUCGAGGUGGAGCUGCGGACGGCCUGCAGCGAGGACCAGUACCCCGAGUACGGCAUGGACGAGUCCUACUCGCUUACUGUCAACACCGGCGACGCCCUGGGACGAGCUGUGAUCGCAGCAGACACCAUCUGGGGAGCGUACCGUGGCCUCGAGACCAUGUCGCAGCUGUUCUACUACGAUCCCUCCGGAGCUGUGUUCGUCCGGAGUGGCAGCAUCGUGGACUUCCCGCGCUACAGCUAUCGCGGCUUCCUGCUCGAUACCGGUCGCCACUUCCUGAGCCUGGAUGUCAUCAAGCAGAACCUUGAUCUCAUGGCCUUCCACAAAUACAACGUCUUCCACUGGCAUCUUGUCGACGACCCGUCGUUCCCCUUCUACAGCGUCAGAUUUCCUCUCUUCGUUCUCGGUGCGUUCCGCGAAGACAAGAUAUACAGUCCCGACCAGGUAGCUGAUGUCAUUGAGUACGCACGUAAGCGCGGCAUUCGCGUCAUCCCCGAGAUGGACACCCCCGGCCACACACGCUCCUGGAACAGCUAUGACAUCCUCACGCGCUGCUAUACCGACGGAGAGCCGGACGGCACGUUCGGCCCGCUCGACCCGACCAACAGCAGCAUCUACUCGCUGAUCACCGACCUCCUGGACGAGGUGACUCAGCGCUUCCCGGACCGGAGCGUGCACAUUGGCGGCGACGAGGUGAGCUUCGGCUACGACUGCUGGCUCUCGAACCCGGGCGUUCAGGCGUGGAUGGCGGAGCGCAACUACACCACGCCGCAAGAGGUGGAGGCCGAGUACAUCACCAACCUGCUGGAAGUCGUCGCCGGACUACCAGAGAAGCCCCAGUACAUGGUCUGGCAGGAUGUCGUCGACCAGGGGAUCACCAUCAAAGAGGACGCCAUCGUGCACGUCUGGAAGGAGCCCGAGUGGCAGGCCGAGAUGGACAAGGUGACGUCGCUCGGCCACCGGACGGUGCUCUCUUCCUGCUGGUACCUGAACAAAAUCAGCUACGGCAUCGACUGGUACAAGUACUACGACUGCGAGCCGGAGAGUUUCGGCGGCAGCGCGCAGCAGAACGAGCUCAUCAUUGGCGGUGAGGCGUGUAUGUGGGGAGAGUACGUGGACGACACAAACGUGGUGGCGCGCUCGUGGCCCCGCGCCGCCGCACCCGCCGAGCGCCUCUGGUCGGCAAAGGGCGCCAACUCGCACAGCGAGGCAGCAGCUCGUCUGGAAGAACAGAGAUGCCGACUCAUCUACCGUGGCUUCGCGGCCGAGCCAUCUAACGGCCCUGGCUUCUGCUAGCGGUUGAAUCAAGUGGACCGAAGCAGCAUCUCACCACCGACUUCGAGAUUCAGCAAAUAUCUUAUCGAAAUUCAAAUUAAGAAUUGUAAGAGGUGUCAUCUUUACUUAUAUGCUCUUUACUCUUUACUUUUACUUUACUUAUAUACCUACUUAUUGCUCGAAUUGUCGGCCGUGAUUUGUAAUUUGUAUACAUACAUAUUCCCCCUACAAAAGGAUCUGGGACUGUCAGCUGUUAUAUCAGUGACGUGUCACCCUUGCUCAUGUAUGAGCCAACCAUGUUAUUGGACUUCGAGUCUGCUAAUACAAUGGUCUUUACUCUC
Molecule: messenger RNA, 2073 nt
Organism: Amphibalanus amphitrite
Lineage: Eukaryota; Metazoa; Arthropoda; Thecostraca; Balanomorpha; Balanidae
Product: beta-hexosaminidase subunit beta-like
Exons: 3
Coding region: 131-1753 (540 amino acids)
Biological process (GO): carbohydrate metabolic process; glycosaminoglycan metabolic process; ganglioside catabolic process
Cellular component (GO): membrane
Molecular function (GO): beta-N-acetylhexosaminidase activity
Source: RefSeq, a predicted model, not a curated record